GGAAUUCAUGGCGAAGCACUUCUUUGCAAAUCAUUCUAUCUGAUUCGGGAUACCUUCACAUGUGGUGAGCGAGCUGUUGAACAACAAUGCGACCCCGAAGCUCUGCGAGAUCUUGGAGUUCUCAAAAGACAGAUGACUGAACUGGGUGAAGAAGAAGGUUGUCCUCGUGAACAACCGGCCAAUUUGGACGAAAUCAUUGCAAGGCCAGUGAAACGACCGACACCACCACCUCUUCCCAGGUGA
Molecule: messenger RNA, 243 nt
Organism: Haemonchus placei
Lineage: Eukaryota; Metazoa; Nematoda; Chromadorea; Rhabditida; Trichostrongylidae
Source: the annotation of a GenBank genome assembly